AUGUCACCCCACAUUGAAAUUUUUUCGCAAAAAAUAUAUGGAGAGAAAAACGAAAACUAUACCAUAUUUAAAUUAAUUGGAAAUAAUUCAAAUAUAGGAUUAUCUCAAUUAAAUUUAAAAGGUUUAUACUCUAGUAAUAAUCUUACUAUUCAAAUCCCCUUCUUUAACGUAUCAACAUUAUCGUGUCAAAAUUCUCCGCCCGAUUUAGGGAUAGUAAUUAACAAUGAUCUAAUACCAAUUAAUAGAGAAAAUGAUUAUUUAUUCGAUAUAGCACUUAGGGUAGACAAUCUUACUAACAGUUUAAAAUUAGAUUUCGUCAUCUCCAACCAAAACUCUCCAUUUUCAUUAUCCUAUGAUCAGAUCUCAAACUCGAUAUAUAUUUUAAAGUUUAAAAUUAUAGACCCAACCAAAGUUACUGAUAACCCACCUAUAACAAUUUUCCCAAUAAAUGUACUAUCACCUCUAUCUUUAAACUAUACAUCAUUCACUGUAACACCAAAUAUUAAAAAAUCUACAUUAUCACAGUAUUCCAAUAUUACCUUUUAUACAAACGACAAAUAUUCAUAUGUUUUAUUCAAUACUAUAAAUGAUAAUAACCAUAAUUUUGUACCAGUAUUUACAAAUAACAACCAAUCAAAUUUAAUAACUACAGCCUAUCCAUUAUACAGUGCAAAAAACAUUUCUAAAUUUAUAGGGUAUUUUAAAAAUGUAACACCUUUAUCUGAAGAUCUCCUAAUAACUCUAGAAUUAUUAACAAAUGAUGAUACCAAUACUACCGAUCCAAUUUUAAGUGGUUCAUUUACCAAUUUACCCUAUCCUUUUGGUGGAGGAACAGGACCCUUUAUUUCCUCUAUGUCGUUUACCCUUAACAAAACCAAUCUUCAGCCACCUUUAGAAUUCCCAAAAUCUUAUUCCAUCCAAACCAUUUUUGAUUGGAAAUAUAUAAAUAGCAACCAAUCGUAUAUCCCAUAUUGGUGCAUUUCAUCUUUUACCCCCAACUCUUUAACAUUCCAGCAUGAAAUGCUUAUUCCUCAAAACUUUUUCGAUGAUUCAGAUAACAACAAAUUCUAUUACCGUAAAGCAUCAUUCUAUGGAAACAACUAUUCAGAUGUUAAUUUAGGUCCAAUUCAAAAUCAAUACUUUACUGCAGAUAAAACUUUAUCAAUAAUUAUAACUGAUAUUUUGUUAAUAUCAAUCAACGAAUUCGGGUAUACACUUAGACUCUUUAUCCAAGAUCAAUCAACAUAUAGUUUUUCAUUUUUAACUAUUAAUGAUCAAACUAUAACCGCAAUAAGUAUGGCAUCAGAUGGUAUACUUGAAUAUACAGUAAAUGAAAGUUUUGUAAUAUCGAUGAACAACUCUUUUACAAUUAUGAUAUGUGAUACAAUUUAUAACUGCCAAAAUAAUACUUAUUAUCCCAAGACCUUUGAAUCUUUGAAAUACAAUCCAUUUCCAAGUUUAAUAAUACCAAAAUGUAACAAUCUAGUCGAUGCAAAUCCAUCAUCAACCAAUAGAAAUAAUAUAAUCUAUAUUCAAACAAAUACCAGCACCAACUAUCCAAUAUAUUUUAGAUUGAAUAAACAUACAGAACCAAUACCAUUUAGAUGGAAUCAAACUCUAGGCUUAUUUCAGUGUCUGUUUACAAUACCAAAAAACUAUUUGAAUGGAAACUUAAAUUACUUUAUAAUUCUAAACGAUAGAGAAUAUAGCUAUUCAAAUAUAUACUCUGUAAUCGGAACAAACUCAAGUGUAGAAAUUCAAACAAAUAAUAGCGAUAUUAGUCCUCCGCUAGUCCAAAAGAUUGUUGCAAUUCCAGGCACUAGUGUCAAUAUUAGCAAAAACUCAAACUCUUUUGGUUGGGAUAUAAUCAUUGAAGAUCAGUUUAAUGGCUUUUCAAACGGUGAAAUUAAUAUUACAAGUGAACUAGAUCCAGUUGGUUAUUCAUUUAAAAUCACACCAAAUGAUUUAGUUGACGGCAAGAUAUAUCAAAUUAGAAUUAAUCAAAAUAUAAACUGCUCCUCGCAAACCUAUACUGUAACAUCGGUUUUUCUUAGAGAUCAGGAAGGUUAUGAAACAUCCUAUUCAUCAGAUGAAACCAUUUCUGCUCUAUUCAAAGUCGCCUAUUCAAAUGAAAAAAGUAUUAGAUUGAACUGUGAAACAGAUAUCCAAGAUACAACACCCCCAGAUUUAGCAGAAUUUGCAUUAUCUCCAAAUUUUUAUGACUAUAGCAACCCAAAUUCAAUUAUCAAUAUAACAUUCACUGUUUCCGAUGAACAUAUAUCCUCAAAUCAAGUGCCAAAUAUUAUAUUUGAAGAUAAAUUUGGCUCAUUAUAUAUUGGAUGUGAUAAAAAUAAUAUCAUUAUCACUGAAAAGGGCUCAGAUUCUAUAAAAUACAAUUGUAUGGUUAAAUUUCCUUUUGGAUUUGGUUAUCCUAAUGGGGCAACAGUGUCCAUUUAUGGAAUUGUAGAUGACUUUAUGAAUGCUGCUGGUUUUGGCCCAAUGGCUCUAUCAAAUAAAUUCCAAGAAUCAUUGGAUCCAACCAUUAGAAUGGUAUUAGGCUCAUCUACUCCAAUCAUUUCAUCUGCUUCCCCAACACUUACAAACAAUGGUUCAAAUUUAAUCCUAUCAAUGGAUGGUGCAUUUUUUGGAAUUGAUCCAAGCUUAGUAUCUUUUUCAGUUGCAAGCGAUUCUAAUCAAGGUGUAUCAAAAACUAGAAAAGUUAUUUCAACAAACAACCCUAGCUUGCCAUAUAAUAUAGAUUUCUUUUCUGGAACAAAAAUUAUAAUGAAUAUUGAUAUUUCAAAACUUCAAUCAAAGAAUAUACAAAUCACAUUAUCUAUAAAUGGUGUAUAUUCAAAUAUAUACAAAUUUAUAAUACCUGAAAAAGAAACAUCCUCAGACUCUAGUGAAUCAAAUGAAUCUAUUGAUGACUUAGAACCCCCCGCCAUAUCCUCUUUAGAUUUUAUACAAUCGAGUGACUCUUCACAUAAUUCAAAUUCUGUUGGGGACUUAACAUUAGCCCCAGAAAUAAUAACCGACUCCUCUUCUUUACUACCAUCACUAUCCUCUUCCUCUGCCUCUUCCUCUUCUUCAAUAGCACCAUCGAGCAUCAAUAAUAAUAGUAAUUCAGAUACACAAUUUGACUGUAACUCAUUAAACAAUUGUGGGGGCGCUUUACAAGGCAAAUGUAUAGCACAUAAUACAUGUAAAUGUAUUAAUAAAUGGGUUGGAAUUAAAUGCACAUCAAAACCAUUAGAAGGAGUUUCUAUAAGCUAUAAUAUAAAUAAACCAACAGCAACAUUUUUUCAAGGCACGGGUAUAUCCCAACUUUACAGUUUGAUUAGUCUUUAUCAACUAAGAGAAAUAAAUAUCACAGGUCAAAUAAUACGUGAAGUAGAUCUCCAAAAAGAAUGGAAAGGUGAAAUAUUAGACUCGAAAUCACCUGAACAAUAUUUAUAUACAACAGAAAUACCAAAUGUUGCUAGUACAACCAACGCAACCAUCCAAUCCAUUUUAUCCAUUUAUAGUGAAGAAUCAAUAUUUAACUUUGCUGGUACAGACUAUGAUAUUAUCCCAAACUCAAUUAAAUUUACAAUAAAUAUUACCAACUAUCAAUUUCAAUCGAUAUUUAAUACUCUAGAAUUGAUCCUACAAGCCAAGCUAAACUCAUCUCAAAGAGGAGAUAUAUGUUCAAAAAAAAUAGCAACUUUAGCAAAUGACUCUGAUCUACUAAGUAUUCAAAUCAACGAUAAAUCGCUUUAUUGUAGAUUCUUAAACACGGCAUUGCUUGAUGGCACCAGAAAAAUCAAUAUUUCACAUAUAAACCGAAACAAUGAAUUUAAUGUCACUUUACAAAGCAACUCUGGUCAAUACUUUUAUGGAAUAGAACUACCACAAUUUACAAACAUAUCAAUUGAUCCAGACUUUUCGCUACUAUUAGAAAAUAAUGUACUCUCAGGCUCUGAUUUAAACUCUACAUGUUCAGGUCACAAAAGAAAACUAUCAAAUAAUGCCAUUGCUGGUAUUGUAGUUGGGGGCUUUGCCGCUUUGCUCGUUUUAAUCAUUAUAGCAACCUCAAUAAUAUUCAGAAAAUAUCGUUUCAGCAACUUUACAAUGAAUAUUAGAAAAUGGAGAUCUAGACGUAGAUCGAAUGAUAAAAAUUAUAAAAUGAUACCAUCUGCAUCAUAUAUUUCAAUUCAAGAAUUAAAUAAUGAUAAUAAUAAAGAUAUAAAUAAUGAUAUUGGUGAAAAUAAUAAUAACGACAAUUAUAAUGAUAAUGAUAGUAUUAAUAUAUUAGUUAAAAAGUAUUAUAAAAACUUAAAUAAACAGAAUGAAAUCCAAAAUUUAGGUUUAACCUUUAUCUGUCAAUUGGUUCCCACUCCAUUGGAUAAAUCAAAUGAUGUUUUAUUUAAGGAAGAGUUAACUGUAUUUUAUCGAAAAUUUAGCACACAUAAUGAAAUAAUUUUUAAUAAUUAUAUUAUCAACCUUAAUAAUAGUAGAAGUGAUAAUUUUAUAAAUAAUAUGGAUAAUAUUAAUAACGAUAUCAAUAACCUAAUUCUUAUAAAUUCAAGAAAUGAUUUUUCAUCAUAA
This is a messenger RNA of Dictyostelium purpureum, 4590 nucleotides long. RefSeq lists its product as uncharacterized. Bases 1 to 4590 code for a protein of 1529 amino acids. Gene Ontology annotation, biological process: sexual reproduction. The record is from RefSeq and is a predicted model, not a curated record. The transcript has 8 exons. Lineage: Eukaryota; Evosea; Eumycetozoa; Dictyosteliales; Dictyosteliaceae.